UCAGUCGGGCGGGCGCUGCGGAGCUGGUCCUGCGGAGCUGGUCCUGCGGCCGCAGCCGGCGGGAUGGUACGCGGAGCAGCUUGGGGCCCCGGCCCGCCGCCCCGCUGCCCGGCCCCGUGCCCGCCGCUGCCGCUGCUGCUGCUGCUGUUCGCGCUGCCCGCCCACGGGACCUACGCUGCGCCCGCGCCCCGCGCCGAAGAGCUCAGCUUGGGGAUGGAGUGGCUGAGCAGGUUCGGCUACCUGCCUGCUGCCGACCCUGCCACUGGGCAGCUGCAGACGCAGGAGGAGCUGUCCAAAGCCAUCUCCGCCAUGCAGCAGUUUGGUGGCCUGGAGGCCACGGGUGUCCUGGACCCGGCUACCCUGGCCCUCAUGCGGACGCCACGCUGCUCUCUCCCGGACCUGCCCCCCGUGGCCCGGUCACGCAGGAGGCGCCAGGCCCAGGCCCCGACCAAGUGGAGCAAGCGGAACCUGUCCUGGAGGGUGCGCACGUUCCCCCGGGACUCGCCCCUGGGCCGGGACACGGUGCGGGCGCUCAUGUACUACGCGCUCAAGGUGUGGAGCGACAUCGCGCCCCUCAACUUCCACGAGGUGGCGGGCAGCACGGCCGACCUCCAGAUCGAUUUCUCCCGGGCUGAGCACAACGACCGCUACCCCUUCGACGGCCCUGGCGGCACCGUAGCCCACGCCUUCUUCCCUGGCGACCGCCACGCCGCGGGGGAUGCCCACUUUGACGAUGAUGAGGCCUGGACCUUCCGCUCCGCGGAUGCACACGGGAUGGACCUGUUCGCAGUGGCCGUCCAUGAGUUUGGCCACGCCAUCGGGUUAGGCCACGUGGCUGCCACCGGCUCCAUCAUGCAGCCCUACUACCAGGGCCCCGUGGGUGACCCGCUGCGCUACGGACUCCCCUACGAGGACCGAGUGCGUGUGUGGCAGCUGUACGGUGUGCGGGACUCCGUGUCCCCCACGGCACAGCCGGACACCCCCGAGCCCGAGGAGCCUCCCCCGCUGCCCGAGCCCCCUGACAAUCGCUCCAGCACCGCGCCCCAGAGGGACGUGCCCCACAGAUGCAGCGCCCACUUCGAUGCGGUGGCCCAGAUCCGAGGUGAAGCCUUCUUCUUCAAAGGCAGGUACUUCUGGCGGCUGACGCGGGAUCGGCACCUGGUGUCACUGCAGCCGGCGCAAAUGCACCGCUUCUGGCGGGGGUUGCCACGGCACCUGGACGGCGUGGACGCCGUGUACGAGCGCACCAGUGACCACAAGAUCGUCUUCUUCCGAGGGCAGCCGCCUUCCCAGGAUGCCCCAUCUGCGGAGGUGGGGCCGCCCCCUGUGCUCCCGCCCCCCACAGGACCCACCCACAGCACAGGCUUCGCGUCCAGCACCUGCCUGGUGACCCCUGCCGAGUGCUUUCAGUGCCGCACGGGCCUUGGGUGCCCCUGGCGAGAGCAGCCGUCACGGUUCCGACAGCUGUGCUGGAACACCGUGGGCCUGGGCUCCUGAUCAUGUUCUCUUCCCUGAGCACUGCUGUGCCCCCUGCCUUUCCCACCCACUGUAUCUGGAGACUCUCCCAUGUCCCUACACAGAACCUCUGCUGGCCAUGGUGCGCACACCUGUGAUCUCAGCACUCGGGAGGCUGAGGCAGGAGAAUCACUGCGAGUUCAAGGCCAGCCUGAACUACACAGUGAGACCCUGUCUCCAAAAAACCAAAAAAAGAACCUCCUCAUCAAAACUGUUUUGGACCCAGGGGUGGUGGAGUGUGCCUGUGACCCUAGCACUCUGGCAGACUGAGGCAGGAGGGUCACAAGUUUGAACCCAGCCUGAGCAACCUAGGGAGACCCUGUCUCAGAAUAAAAAUAAAGCAGGCUCCAGGAAUGUAUCUCAGUGCAGAGACCCUGGGUUCAGUCCCCUGCACUGCAGAACAAGCACUGCAUUGGAAACAGAAAACCCGGAUGUGGUGAAGAGCAGCGGGUGCCCGCGUCCCUCUCCUGGGCAGGGCAGCUGCGAAGCACCGCCCUCUGCUGUCAGACCUGGGUGCACCCUCCCGGCCACGGCACCAUGCCAGCCGCCUCAUCCCACAGGCUCACCCCCCACAGCCCAGCCCCGUGGGGCACAGGAGCAUAACUCGCGCGUGCAGGGUGGCUGGGCCCCUCCAGGCUGCUGCUGGACAGGGCGGACAGGGACUCCUGGGUCCUCUGCAAAGCCCAGGGUGGUGCCUGGGCCUGUGGAUGCUGCGUCUCACUGCAGCAGCUCCCUGGAGAGAGGCAGGCCCUGUGCGCCUCCUGGCCCCCCCCCGCACCGUGCCCGGCCCAGCUUCUGCUGGCUCGGUUUCCUUACCGUCCGAAGGGCCUUGGGCUGCCACUGCCUCCCUCGGGGACCUGGCAGCUCUGACUGCUGCAUAGAGUUGUUGGCAUUUUACCUUAUUUUACUUUAUGGUUUGCAGUUCUGGGGAUCAAACCCAGGGCCAUGCUGGGCAAGUGCCACCCCUGAACCUCAGCCCCUUCUGCUUCAUUUUCAGUGUGUUAAAAGAUAGGUAAUGAAUUUAACAUUGUAACCUUUUCUGUUAUCCUUGCUGUUUCCCAGUAGAGGUAGAACCCUGGGCCUCGCCCAUGCCAGUAAACGCUCUGCCACCAGCUGCACCCAGCCUUUUUUUUUUUUUUUUGGUACGGGGGAUCGAACUUAGGACCUCGCCUUUGCAAGCCAGGCACCGGAACCACUGAGCUAAAUCCCCGGCCCCCACCCUUUAUUUUUUUAAUGUGAGAUGGUCUCUUAAAUUGCCCAGACCGGCUUCCAACUGGCAAUCCUCCUGCCUCAGCCUCCUGAGUAACUGGGAUGACAGUCCUGCGCCACUACACCUGGUCCUUUUAACCACUUAAGUGUGCAGUUCAGGACACAUUCAGUGCCAUGCAGCUGUCCCCGCCACCCAUCCGUGGAUCCUCCCUGCUGGAUCCCAGCCCAUGAAACCCAGGCUCCCUGGCCCCCAUCCUGCUUUCUGUUGGGCGGCCUGAGGCCCUGGGCUGCCUGUGCUCUGAGCUCAGCCUUGUGUGGGGCCAGGAGUCCCCUCCCCUCCUCUACACCUGGUCUGAGCUCUGCAGACCUCAGCCCGGCAGUAGCUUCCUGUCCACAGCGCAGGCUCGCUGGCGUCCACUGUGCUUCCUGCUGACCAAGGUGUGCCGAGCCUUGUCCACCCUCUGCCGUCCAGAGGGCCUGUUGGGUUUUCAGUCUUGGUUUCAUGAGGCAGGGUCCCACUGUGUAGCCCAGGCGGCCUCAAACUCCCUGCCACCCUCCUCCCUCAGCCUCUCUGGUGUGGGGUGACAGGACGUCUUCUUAGAGACACCCAAGGUUUUGUCCACAGAGGGCCUUGAAAUUUUGUCCGGUGCACGUCCUGGGAGGUGUGGAGACCACGUGGGCAGCAGGGUUCAGCCCGGGAAGCUCCCAGUCCUGCGCUGUCGCCCUUCCUGGGUCCCCUUGUGCCCUAAGUGGCAUCUGGAGCGGAGCUUGGGUCCGAGGCAGCCAGCCGCCCAGAGCUGUGGUGUGAGGCGCUCAGUGCACACCAGGGAGGACUCGACUGCCACGGCCACCCCUGCCCAGGACGGCGCAGGGGUGUUCAGGCCAGGGCCGAGCCUGACUGCCCUCUCUGUCUCUGUUUCUGCGCGCUUUGGUGCUCUCGCCCCCAGGAGACCGAUACUGGGUGUUCAAGGACAACAACGUCGAGGAAGGGUACCCUCGGCCCAUCUCCGACUUCAGCCUCCCGCCAGGCGGCGUGGACGCAGCCUUCGCCUGGGCCCACAAUGACCGGACUUACUUCUUCAAGGACCAGCUGUACUGGCGCUACGACGACCACAC
Heterocephalus glaber (naked mole-rat) is the source of this 3840-nucleotide messenger RNA. The record is from RefSeq and is a predicted model, not a curated record. Lineage: Eukaryota; Metazoa; Chordata; Mammalia; Rodentia; Bathyergidae.